This is a messenger RNA of Poeciliopsis prolifica (blackstripe livebearer), 2940 nucleotides long. It is a transcript of the gene rph3aa, whose product is annotated as rabphilin 3A homolog (mouse), a. Gene Ontology annotation, biological process: intracellular protein transport. Lineage: Eukaryota; Metazoa; Chordata; Actinopteri; Cyprinodontiformes; Poeciliidae. Gene Ontology annotation, cellular component: membrane. The record is from RefSeq and is a predicted model, not a curated record. Gene Ontology annotation, molecular function: small GTPase binding.
AUGAGCGUGUCUGGGGGCGCCCUGGGAGGCGACCUUACAGAUGAGGAGAAGGAGAUCAUCAACGGCGUUCUGGCCCGCGCCGCCAUGAUGGAGGCCCUGGAGCAGCAGCGCAUCGAGCGUCUGUCCAGUCGCCUGGACAGCAUGAAGAAGACGGCGUGUGGAGACGGACAGUCUCGCUGCCUGCUGUGUGGGACGUCCUUCGGAGCGCAGGGGGUCACAGCUGUUCUCUGUUCACAGUGCAAAAAGCACAUGUGCAGCAAGUGCGGGAUUUGGAUCAACAGCAGAACUUGUCCGACGUGGCUCUGCCGGAUCUGCAACGAGCAGCAAGAGGUUCAGAAACGUUCGGGCUGGUUUUAUAAAGGAAGAGAUCAGCAGGGCCUGCCCUCCCCCCUGCCUCUCUCCAGACCUCAGUCCAACCCAGAGGACAACACAGUCCGGGGUCACAGACCAAGUCAUCAGACUGAUGAGCCUCAGCAGAAGCAGUCCAGUGCGUCAGAACAAUGGGAGCAGACAGCAAGAACAACAACUGACAGCUGUGAUGAGACUCAUUCUACUCAGGCAGCUGGAACCAAGGCGGAGAGACAUGUGUUGGCGUCCAAAGCGCCUCAGGAAAACACGCAGCAGACGGCACCCACCCCAGUUCCAGCAGCGGAUCUGGAGAGCAAGCGGCAACCGGUCGUCUCCUCGGGUCCCACUUACAAACCUGCGACCAGGAUCACUCCACCUGCUAAUCCACCUCCCAGCAACGCGAUGACUCAGAAACUCGCUCCAGAUCACACAGAGAACGACGACAAUGACUACGACUCAGACGACGCAACCACGCUGGGAUCUCUGGAGUUCAGCCUUCUUUAUGAACAGGAGCAUCAUGCUCUACACUGCUGCAUCAUUAAAGCCAAGGGUUUGAAACCAAUGGAUUCUAAUGGACUGGCAGAUCCGUAUGUAAAGCUGCAUCUGCUACCCGGAGCCAGUAAGUCCAACAAGCUUCGCACCAAGACGCUUAAAACCACCCUGAACCCCGUGUGGAACGAGACGCUGAUUUACCACGGCAUCACCGACGACGAGAUGCAACGCAAAACGCUCAGGCUGUCGGUGAGCGACGAGGACAAGUUUGGACAUAAUGAAUUCAUUGGAGAGACACGGGUGGCACUCAAGAAGCUGAAGUUCGACCAGAAGAAGAAUUUCAAUGUUUGCCUGGAGAGAGUGAUCCCGGUGAAGAAGGCUGUUGGAGGGUCAAUUCGUGGCAUGGCACUUUAUGAGGACGAUCUGAAGGAAGGCGAGGACUCGGAGGAGAGGGGCCGCAUCCUGAUAUCGCUGAUGUACAACAGUCAGCAGAGCUGUCUGGUAGUGGGCGUGGUCCGCUGCGCUCACCUCGCCGCCAUGGACUCCAACGGCUACUCAGACCCUUUCGUCAAAAUAUGUCUGAAGCCAGACAUGGGGAAGAAAGCCAAGAACAAGACUCAGAUCAAAAAGAAGACCCUUAACCCGGAGUUCAACGAGGAGUUCAGUUACGAAAUUAAACAUGCUGAGCUCGCCAAGAAAACUCUGGACGUUUCGGUCUGGGACUACGACAUGGGGAAAUCCAACGAUUUCAUCGGGGGAUGUCAGCUCGGCAUCCAGGCUAAAGGCGAGAGUUUGAAACACUGGUACGAAUGCCUCAAGAACAAAGACAAGAAGAUCGAGCACUGGCAUGUCCUGCUGAAUGACAACACCGUCCAGUUUGAGGAUUAAUUCACGCUGUGAUGAUUCAGUUAUCUGCUUCUUUAUUCCAUCUCUGCUAAAUGUUUUCCAGUUUCUAAAGUUGGUACUGAUUCCUCCGUGUGUUUGUAUGGAGCUUUCCCCAGAAGUCCAAUGUGAAUUUUAAAUUUCUGGUGACAAACAUGGAUGUCGAUCUAAAGUAACCCGCCCCCCGUCCCUCACCUACCCACCCUAAACUAAUCCAGGAAGCUUAUCGUAUCGCACCUUGUAAAACAUGAUAAAGUUGCCUCUGAACUGAGCCUUUAUCAUAAUUCCCGGGGCAGAUAAAGUCUUUGUUAUCGCUGCUAUCAGGUGAGGAUGUUGUAUUGAAGAGUGCACAGAUGCUCAGACUCAACAGAGGGAAUUCCCGGUCGUCUUUCUGACCUCAUGUCGUUCCGGUGACCACGUCAUUGCUGGGUGAAGAGGUCGGCUUCCCUGAUGUGUCUAAUCACAGCUCAUUGGUUAAUGUGUGUUGUUAUUCUGGUGUGUGCGUCGUCCAAAACAAAGCAAGCAAAAAUAUAUAUAUAUAUUUUAUUCGUACCAACCGACUAUGCGCUUUGCAUAUGUUCAAUUAUGAAUUUGAGACUGAAUCAACAAAGCCCAGUUAUGAACUUUCUGAGGUGUAUGCACACACAGAGGCAAGCUGCCAGUAACUUGUCAUUUUAUUAGUGAUGUAAACUAACCUGAAUAUUUACAAGCCUUUUCUUGAUAGACUGAAAUAACUCACCUACUGUCUGUCAACCACUUUGAGAAGCUUUUUUCAUUUGUUCUCCUCUUCCAUUUUUCUUUUUUGUUUCCUGCCCUCAAGAGAUUUCCUUUAUGCUUCUCCAUCUUUAGCCAGCUGCCUUCUUCUUAUUCUUAUUGCCGGUCAGACAACGUAGCAAGACAACACAAUUCAAAUGUAAAAUAAAAAUAAAAAAAAAGUUGCGGCUCAGAACGUUCUCGACCUGGAAUAAUUUUCCGCCGUCGUUUUGGCGCAUAUGGCGUGAAAUGUAUGACGUCAUAUCAGAGCCAUUGUAGACAGAGUAAAGGGGAAGAACACAAUCCCGUCAAAAUAAAAGUGAGAAAUUGUCGAAUUAAUCUCAGAAAUUUGGCAUAAAAUUUCUGAGUUUGAAAAGUUGGAAAUUGAACUGAAAUUUUAUUUUUUUUUUUCGGCUUAAUCGGAGAAAUUUGCUUGAAUAAAACAAGAUAAUUUCUGAUUUUGAG